Clarias gariepinus (North African catfish) is the source of this 1393-nucleotide messenger RNA. It is a transcript of the gene pex19, whose product is annotated as peroxisomal biogenesis factor 19. Gene Ontology annotation, cellular component: peroxisome; peroxisomal membrane. The record is from RefSeq and is a predicted model, not a curated record. Lineage: Eukaryota; Metazoa; Chordata; Actinopteri; Siluriformes; Clariidae. Gene Ontology annotation, biological process: protein import into peroxisome membrane. The coding region runs from base 26 to 874 and encodes 282 amino acids. The transcript is spliced from 8 exons.
UCUGGGCGACACAACGCAGAGCGAGAUGGCGUCGCAGUCCGAGAGCAGUGCGGGAGCGGACACGGAGCUGGACGAGCUGUUGGACAGUGCGCUGGACGACUUUGAGAAGACGAACGUUCCUCAUGCCGCUCCUCAGGCCGCCGGUGCAGAAGCGAAGACGACGCAGAAGCCUCCUCUACUGGAGGACAGUCAGUUCUUCGAGUCUCUGUUUGAGGGUGAGAUGGCCGAGCAGGCGAAGGAGGAGUGGGAGCGAGCGAUGGCUGAGCUGGCGCAGGAGGAGCCCGAGCUCAUACAGCAGUUCAACAAGCUGUCGGAGGCCGCGGGGAAAGUGGGUACUGACGCAGCGUCUCAGCAAGAGUUCGCGUCCUGCUUGAAAGACACGCUGAGCGGUUUGGCCCAAAACGCAGACAAUCUGCAGGCCACAGGAUUGGCCGGUGAGGAUCUGGCUAAAACGUUAGAAGGGCUGGGAUUGGACGAGAACAGUGAAGCGGGCGGGGACGACGGUAACAUCCUCCCCAUCAUGCAGUCCAUCAUGCAGAACCUUCUGUCCAAAGACGUGCUGUAUCCGUCACUCAAGGAGAUCACAGAGAAGUACCCCGAGUGGUUGGACAGUAACAGACAGUCGCUCGCGCCUGAGGACCUGCAGCGGUACGAGCAGCAGCACAGGAUCAUGGGAGAAAUCUGCAGCCAGUUUGAGAGAGAUGGAGACGCAGGGAGCAGCUUUGAGAACAUUCUCGAACUGAUGCAGAAGCUGCAGGAUUUGGGUCAUCCGCCGAAGGAGCUCGCCGGAGAAGCACCCCCUGGUUUGAACUUUGACCCGGAGUCUCUUCAACUUCCUGGAGCGGCAGGCGCAGAGCAGUGCUCGGUCAUGUGACCCACAGCGAGAAGGAGACACUAGCAGUAUAAAUAUAUAUGAUGUUAUGAAAGAGAGCGAGAGUGUGUGUGUGUGUGUGUGUGUGUGUGUGUGUGUGUGUGUGUUUGGACAGACUAAUCAAUGUAAAAUAAUUCAGCCUUUAAUUCCACAUAAUAAUAAUAAUCUCACAGACUAACGUUAGCAUUCCUCGCCUAGCAGUAGCGGAUGCUUGCUAACUUCAGGCUAUGUACUGUAGUGUGUAAUUAAAUACAGAUACUUUUAUCCAGGUGAAAUCUUAGGUUAGUCAAGACACCAAGCUGAAAGUUACAAAUUACAACAAGAAAAAAAAAAAACAUUUGGUAAUGUCACAUGACCAGGUGAUGAUUAUAAGCCACACCCACUUUGAUGCAGUGCUGUAAUAGACAUCAGAGACGAAUCUGAUUAUUAUUCCAGCUGACGGUUUUAUAUACAUCAUCACUUCAUACACUAAACAGUGAAGCCUUUAAGAGCGUGUGUGUGUGUGUGUGUGUGUGAGAGGGC